This is a messenger RNA of Thyridium curvatum, 1506 nucleotides long. RefSeq lists its product as uncharacterized. The coding region runs from base 1 to 1506 and encodes 501 amino acids. The transcript has a single exon. The record is from RefSeq and is a predicted model, not a curated record. NCBI's taxonomy places the organism in Eukaryota, Fungi, Ascomycota, Sordariomycetes, Thyridiales, Thyridiaceae.
AUGCCCGAGCCUACUUGUUCCAAAGAUCGCCGGCUCCUCAGCACCUGGAAUCAGGUUGCGCCGCGAGCUUACAUCCGGAAAGGCUACUGUUUCCCAUAUCACAACAAUACAGAUCUCGAAGCACUUGAAACGCACCUGAGCUCCGCUCUUCGUCAACUGGCGAGACAUUUCCCCCAACUUUCAGGCCGACUAUCGCUCGUAUCGAAGCCGGCUGGACAUGUCUAUAUCGACUCGGAUGGCCCUGCCGAGAUUCCGCUUCAGGUGGUUGAUCAUCGAGCUACUUUCAGCUGGACCUACGACCAGCUCAAGACCAAAGGCUUCCCAGCGAGAGCUUUUGUCGACAAGUCCUUCGACCUUCCAUAUCAGCUUCUUCAAGACAAAGAGGGAGUUCCAGUCUGUGAGGUCCAUGCCAGAGUGAUCGAGGGUGGAUUGCUCUUAUGCAUCUAUUGCCACCACUCUGUCUGUGAUGGCAGCAACAUGGACAAUUACAUAAGGUCAUUUGCCGAUCUAACAAGGGACUCAACACAGGCUCUCAAUAACCGACAUCCUUCCGAUAUCCACGUGAACCUGCCAGACGAGGUCACCAAUAGGUCUUAUGGCAACCCAAACCCCAACACGUUUAAUGAGCUCAUCAACCUGUGUCCUGAGUAUUGUCAUCUGCCGGCUCCCACAGGCCCGACUCAAUUCCGCACCCAACCGACAGGGAUACCAAUCGAGGACAUCCAGAAGACCGGCUGCAUCUUUGCUUUUGGACUCUACCAGAUGAAGAAUCUCAAGGGACAAAUCGCAGUGAUGCAGGGAGCUUACUUUGGUGAACACGGCCCCUCAACAUUCAUCUGUCUUGCUGCAAUUACUUUUGCCCACGUUACGAAGGCACGUCUAAACACCGGCAAAGACUUCAUCUCGUCAUCGGCAAAAGCGAGACCUAUUCCCGAGAAGGUCCGCCUGCAGGUCGCAGUCAAUUGGCGACACCGCUGCUUCUCCGACAUCAUGAGCUCUAGUGCUAGCAACACUAUUGCCCUCCCGAUCACCUCCAUUGACACUGCGACUGUUCUGGCUGCAUGUACCGGCGAUCGGACCACCGCCACCCCAGCGCUUGCCGCUAUAGCCCGAGCCCUCAAUGCGUCCAUCAACAGCGUCGACGAGCAAUUCAUUGCCCUGCGCACGGCUCUCAUCCAUGCGGCCCCCGACCCGCGGUACAUCGGAACCAACUACGAUCCUCGCGACCCCAGUGCCUUUUACUUCAACACCUGGCGCCACCACGGCCCUCCUAUGGCCUGGAAGAUGCCGGGCCUGCCGGAAGGUGAGGAAGGCGCCGACGGCGUUGCCGCUGAUGCGAUCCGUAGGGCGACGGGCGAGUGGAACAUGAUGGGAGCGGCUUUGCUGCUGCCCAGCGCGAGGGAUAAGAGCGACUUCGAGGUUCUCGUGACCCUUGACACAGAGUCAAUGGCACUUCUGUGUGCGGAUCCAAGCUGGAAGACUUGGGUGAAGCGGAUCAUCGAAUGA